Messenger RNA from Nestor notabilis (Kea), 261 nucleotides. It is a transcript of the gene ETFRF1, whose product is annotated as LYR motif containing 5. The transcript is spliced from 2 exons. Gene Ontology annotation, biological process: respiratory electron transport chain. NCBI's taxonomy places the organism in Eukaryota, Metazoa, Chordata, Aves, Psittaciformes, Psittacidae. Gene Ontology annotation, cellular component: mitochondrion. The coding region runs from base 1 to 261 and encodes 86 amino acids. The record is from RefSeq and is a predicted model, not a curated record.
AUGGCCAGUUCUUUAAGAAGUGAAGUGAGAAAUCUGUACAGAAACCUGCUGUACCUCGGAAGGGAGUAUCCCAAAGGAGCAGACUACUUCAGAAAGCGUUUGAAAGCAGCUUUUCUAAAAAAUAAAGAUGAGAAAGAUCCUGAAAAAAUCAAGCAGCUGAUUGCACGAGGAGAGUUUGUUAUAAAAGAGCUGGAAGCUUUGUACUUCCUCAGAAAAUACAGAGCUCUGAAACAGCGCUACUACGAUGAUGACAAUCAGUAA